GGUUCAGGGUUCAGCCCCCGCGGUGAUUGGCCGAGCGCCGGCCGGGCGGGUUUUCGUGCAGACCUUUCGCUCGUCUCCUUCUCCGGCCGCAAGCCUUCGACUUCUGAUAUUCCUCCUUCCCACCGCUGAUAUCGCCAAUCCGACAAUGUUUCCCGCGAGAUCUUUUGUUCGCGCCCUGCCGGUCUCCAGCAGAGUCUUUGCCGCUCGCUCAUACGCCUCCAAGGCUGCCGUGACCACCCCGCCAGUCCAGCUCUUCGGUGUCGACGGAACCUACGCCUCGGCUUUGUACACCGCCUCCGCGAAGGAGUCCGCUCUCGAUGCCACCGCCAAGGGCCUGACCUCCCUCAAGACCGCUCUCUCGAAGGAGCCCGCCUACGCCGGCAUUCUCUCCAACCCGGCUCUUUCCGCUGCUGACAAGGCCACCGUCGUUGAAUCGCUCUCCAAGUCCGUCAAGUCUGCUCCUGCUGUCACCAACCUGCUCUCCGUCCUCGCCGACAACAACAGACUCGGUCUGCUCCCCAGCAUCAUCUCCAACUACGAGACUCUUAUGCGUGCCUACAAGGGAGAGGUUGAGGCUACCGUUACCUCUGCUGCUCCUUUGGAGUCCAAGCUCUUGAACCGCAUCGAGGCUGCUAUUUCCAAGUCUGCGUUUGUCGGUGCCGGCAAGAAGCUCAAGGUCACCAACAAGGUCAACCCCGAGAUCCUCGGAGGCGUCGUCGUCGAGCUUGGCGACCGCACUGUCGACCUCUCUGUCUCGUCCAAGAUCUCGCGUCUCAACGCUCUCAUUUCCGAGGCUGUUUAAGUCAGUUUCUUGUCAUCUCCUUUUUUCAUGUACGGGAAAGAUAGACGCGCUUUUGAGAUUUGAUUAGCCGAUGGAUGUUACAAAAUAAAUCUAUUUCAUUUAGUAAU
Messenger RNA from Myxozyma melibiosi, 909 nucleotides. Its product is annotated as ATP synthase delta subunit-domain-containing protein. Gene Ontology annotation, cellular component: membrane. Lineage: Eukaryota; Fungi; Ascomycota; Lipomycetes; Lipomycetales; Lipomycetaceae. The record is from RefSeq and is a predicted model, not a curated record. Gene Ontology annotation, molecular function: proton-transporting ATP synthase activity, rotational mechanism. The transcript has 4 exons. Gene Ontology annotation, biological process: proton motive force-driven mitochondrial ATP synthesis. Bases 146 to 802 code for a protein of 218 amino acids.